UAUGAUCCCAAACAAGGAAGUGCGAUGUUUAGCUAAAGCUUGGUGAUCAUGGGGACAGAUAGCUAGCGAAAAGUCUUCUAAGAUCUUUAGCUAAUCUUUACAUUCAUACACCGAGCAGAGAAAGGCUGCAUUUGCAGAGAUUUUCGAAAAGCUAGUGUCUGCCUGCAUCACAAUGAUUGACGACUUCGAGGGUCAAGAGGUGCGAUCCAGUGGUGAGCUGUGGUCUGAAAUCUGCUCCAGUCUGCCAGAAGUCCAAGCGGAGACAAAUGCAGACAUCAACACGGAUUUUAAAGAUUCGUUCCAGCCAGAUGCACAGGUCGGAGAGCAGGUCAAUGGACAAUCAAAUGGGACAUCAACUAGUUCACCCAGCGCCAAAUGGGAACCCAUGGAGGACUCUGAGAUCUACAUAGCCACUUUAGAAAACCGGUUAAAAAAGCUGAAGGGCCAGUCUAGUGAUGUAACAUCCAGAGAUAUGUUACGCUCCUUGUCUCAAGCCAAGAAAGAAUGCUGGGAUCGAUUUCUGCAUGACGCUCAGACCUCAGAACUUUUCCAAGGUGGUGACAUGGAUGAGAGUGCCCUAGAACACUUCAAGAGAUGGUUGAUUCCUGAGAAGGUUGCAAUCAGCGCAGAAGAGCUGGAAUACCUCCUGAGACCAUCUCAGAGUAAAGACGCAGCCGAACCGAACCAAACACAGAAUGAAGACGACACAGAACGAGAGACGCACAAUUCUGAGGAGGAUGAUACUCACAGUCCAGAGAAAUAACCGUGUUAAAAUAGUUACUCAAAGAAGAGGUAAUUUGGACUGUAUCCAGGACAGUGGACUCUUCUCCUCACUCAUUCUGAGCUGUCAUCGCAGUGUUUUUGCCAAAGCUUUUGUCAUUGGCAGUCACAUAGGCAAUUACAGCCUUAUUAUCCUCUGUAACCCCAGCAACUGAGUAUUAAGUACUGAUUGAAUCAUCGGUGUUUUGUCCGUGCUAUUCAUCCCGUCAGUCACAUUGCACAAUGUACAUGCAUAAUAAAAAUUCUGAAAUUACACUAAUUUGUUGUCCAGCCAGAUAGAAUCUAGCUCGUGUAGUGACGUCUAUGCCUAUAUCUGUAACAAAAAUGACUGCUUAUCUUAAAUACAUAUGCAAAUGUUUGUCAAGGACCAUAUGCAGUAUCAUGUAAGAGACAAUAUUUUUCUGUCUUUGUUGAGUAGCUGUAUUCUGUGAUAUAUUCCUUAAAACACUGAAACAGAUUGUGUAACAUCUUUAUAUUUGCCUUAUUGAUUUUGCAUAGAGGGUAUUACCCAUGAUCCAAUAAAGAAAAGUAGAUUCAGUUCUGUUAA
Sphaeramia orbicularis (orbiculate cardinalfish) is the source of this 1327-nucleotide messenger RNA. It is a transcript of the gene ccdc32, whose product is annotated as coiled-coil domain containing 32. Lineage: Eukaryota; Metazoa; Chordata; Actinopteri; Kurtiformes; Apogonidae. Gene Ontology annotation, biological process: cilium organization. The transcript is spliced from 4 exons. The record is from RefSeq and is a predicted model, not a curated record. Bases 173 to 763 code for a protein of 196 amino acids.